UUCUACGCCAACCUUGCAGCCGUUGUGGCGCCGGGAUUCGUGGCGGUGAACAUAACCUUCCGCAACACCGCCGGAGCAAUCAAGCACCAGGCCGUCGCGCUCCGAAACGGCGCCGAUCUCUCCACAUUCUACAGCUGCAGCUUCGAAGCCUACCAAGACACUCUCUACACCCACUCCCUCCGGCAAUUCUACCGCGACUGCGACAUCUACGGCACCGUCGACUUCAUCUUUGGGAACGCCGCCGUCGUCUUCCAGAACUGCAACAUGUACCCCCGCCUUCCCAUGCAGAACCAGUUCAACGCCAUCACAGCUCAAGGCAGGACGGACCCCAAUCAGAACACCGGCAUUUCAAUUCACAACUGCACCAUCAAAGCCGCCGACGACUUGGCGGCGAGCAACGGUACCAUCAAGACUUAUCUCGGGAGGCCGUGGAAGGAGUAUUCGACGACGGUUUACAUGCAGUCUUACAUUGAUAGUGUUGUUGAUCCUGCUGGUUGGCGUGAAUGGAAUGGAGAUUUUGCGCUCAACACUUCGUACUAUGCGGAGUAUAACAAUACUGGACCGGGAUCGGACACUACGAACAGAGUCAGAUGGCCUGGCUAUCAUGUGAUCGGUAAUUCUUCUGAUGUUGGGAACUUCACGGUGUUCAAUUUCUUGCUUGGAGAUGACUGGUUGCCUCAGACAGGAGUGCCUUUCAAUAGUGGUUUAUUAUCAUGAGUUCAGAAGCUUCUUGGAUAUAGCUGAUCAUAGGUUCUCACUUUUUCUUUUUUUUAUUCUUUUCAGCAAAUUGUCAUUGUUUAAAAGAAGUAAUUAAUAAGUUGCAAUGCCCCAGCUCAAGUUAGAGCUUGGGUGAUGAGGAAUUAAUUAAUUUUAAUUUAUUAAAAACACUAAUCGUCAAUACUGAAUUAAUUUAUGUAUGUUAUAUGAUUAUGCUAAACGG
Molecule: messenger RNA, 940 nt
Organism: Morus notabilis
Lineage: Eukaryota; Viridiplantae; Streptophyta; Magnoliopsida; Rosales; Moraceae
Product: probable pectinesterase/pectinesterase inhibitor 41
Exons: 1
Biological process (GO): cell wall modification
Molecular function (GO): pectinesterase inhibitor activity; pectinesterase activity
Source: RefSeq, a predicted model, not a curated record